Anolis sagrei ordinatus is the source of this 3060-nucleotide messenger RNA. RefSeq names its product methylcrotonoyl-CoA carboxylase beta chain, mitochondrial-like. Gene Ontology annotation, biological process: L-leucine catabolic process. Gene Ontology annotation, cellular component: mitochondrion; methylcrotonoyl-CoA carboxylase complex. The record is from RefSeq and is a predicted model, not a curated record. Gene Ontology annotation, molecular function: methylcrotonoyl-CoA carboxylase activity. Lineage: Eukaryota; Metazoa; Chordata; Lepidosauria; Squamata; Anolidae.
CCGGGCCCUCCUCUUCCUCAAUGCGAGGGAGUUCCGGGCCCGUCGGAGUUGAGUCGAGGGGCGGGAAGGGCCUCCUUUUCGGCCCGGAGAAGUUGUCACUCGAGGCUGGCGCGGCAUGGCCCUCCUGGGAAAGGCCAGGCCUGGCAGACGGGUCACGUGGAAGCAUAUUGCUUAUACCCCACUAUUCCGAUAUCUGCAGUGUCCUUUAUCUACAUGUUGUGCCCCAUUAUUUAGGGCUUCCAAAAGCAAAUACCAGGAACUUCACAUGAGAAGACAGAAAACAUGGAAUUUAUUGACCUGUGAGAAUGGAUUAAAAGCUACCAACAUGCCUCUAAGCAACAUGAUACAUUGCUCCUCUGUGAACUGCAAAACAAAAAAUAAACAACAGCAUACAAAAAUCCCGGUAUUAAAUGGGGACAUCCCUUCCCUUUAUCGACAUGUAUUUGAAAGCAAUUCAAGGAACAGCAAGGUCUGCAUUCAAAGAUAUUCAGAAGUGCUUGAGAAGUUCAGUAAAGGAGGAGGGGAAAAUGCAAUAUUUCGUCACACUCAGAAGAACAAAAAGUUGCUUGCUCGUGAACGCUUAAAGAUGCUUCUUGAUGAUGAACCUUUCCUUGAGCUUUCCCCUUUUGCAGGCCUAGAUAUGCCUUAUGGGGAUGUUCCAGCUGGAGCCUGUCUCACUGGAAUUGGCAGAAUAUGUGGGAUUUGGUGUGUCUUCUCAGCAAGUGAUGCAACAGUGAAAGGUGGGACUUUAUUCCCAAUUUCAGUAAAGAAACAACUAAGAGCUCAAGAAAUAGCAAUGCAGAACAGACUUCCAUCUGUUUAUCUUGUGGAUAGUGGAGGAGCCUUCUUGCCACUUCAGGCAGAAAUAUUUCCUGACAAGUCCCAUGGAGGUCGAACUUUCUACAAUGUGGCAUUGAUGUCUUCAUUAAGAAUUCCUCAGGUGGCAGUGGUAUGCGGUUCUUGUACCGCAGGAGGUGCUUACCUUCCUACAAUGUCAGAAGAAGUAGCUAUGAUAGAUAAAAUUGGCACCCUGUUCCUUGCUGGGCCCCCUUUAGUUAAAGCUGCCACAGGAGAAGACAUUAAUUCUGAGGACCUGGGAGGAGCCAUGCUGCAUUCUACGAUCAGUGGGUGUGUUGAUCAUUUUGCAUCUUCAGAAAAAGAGGCAUAUGAAUGUGUUAGAAAUACUAUUUCCAUGCUGAAUUAUGAUAUUCCUGCAGAAGAGACUCUGGAGUUUGAUAGUCCCUUGUAUGAUUCCGAAGAACUUUUGGGCCUUGCGCCACAAAAUUAUAGCUGCACUCUACAUAUAAAAUUAAUUCUGAGUCGUAUGAUCGAUGGUAGUAGAUUCCACGAAUUCAAAACAAAUUAUGGAACAACUUUAGUAACGGGAUUUGCCUACAUAGAAGGACAGCUGGUUGGAAUAGUGGCUAACAACGGUGAACUGACUCACGAUGCUUCUCUAAAGGGAUCUCACUUUGUACAACUUUGUAACCAAAGAAACAUUCCAAUCUUGUUUGUGGUCAAUACAGCUCCAAGUGCAGCAGAUCCAAGCAGUCCAAACCAGGCAGUGGGCCACGCUAACAGAUUAAAGGCACAUGCCUCCAUGAUGUCUGCAGUUGCUUGUGCUGCUGUUCCCAAGAUCACCCUUGUCGUUGGUGGCUGCUAUGGAAAUGACUCCUAUGCUAUGUGUGGGAGAUCAUUUGAUCCAAACUUCCUAUUCCUUUGGCCUAAUGCAAAAAUUGCCCUUGUGGAUUCAAGACAUUUCCCCACAUUCUCAGCAACUUGGGAUGAUGACAGUUCAGAAACAGAAGUACACCUUUUAAAGGAAAAGCUGAAGAAAGAAAGCAAUGCAUUUUACUCUACAGCCAGGAUUUGGGAUGAUGGUGUAAUCCUACCUCAGAAUUCAAGGAAGGUUAUUGCACAGUGUUUAAGAAUUACAAAACAGCAGCAGCACCAGGUCAUGUCCCUGCAGCGGCCACCUAUGCCUGUCUUCAGAAUGUGAGCAAGAAUGCCUACCUUUAAAGAAUGGAAUGUGAACAUUUGACUAUAUUGAUACCAAAUGCUCAGAAGUUGUAUAUUAAUUCAACACAAUAUCAUUAUGAUACCUCAGUAUUAAAACAUAACUGAUUUCAAGAGAUAUGUCAGCUAUUCAUUGUACUUCGUACUUCAUUGGCAAGAUAUUUCAAAGUUAUAUGAAACGUGAUGAUGAAAUUCUUACUCAUUUAUUUGUUAGAUGCUUUCCCAAGAUUGAAAGCAGUUUACACUAAUAUGUAUACUAAUUGGGUUGGGGAAUAAAAUAUAAGAAUACAGAGGGACAGUGUAAAAAAAUAUGAGCAAGUAGACUAAUCAGCCAAAACAAAAAAUGUUAGAUCUCUGAAAGACCCAGAAGAGGGUGCUGAACACAUGAAGAGAUUACUCUCUAUAUAAAUCUUGCCUCACUGAAGUAAACAGUGUUUCCAACUGUGACAACUGAUAGAGGAAAUAUGGGUAUGGUAGGUGAUCGAAGCUGUGGAUAAUGGAGAGCCGUUCUCAAGGAUACGACAAACAGUUUUGAUGGAUUUUUGCAAUUCUGACACAACUUUGCCUCUAUCUUUAAGGAGAAGAUUGACCUUUUAUGCAAGACAGACUCUUGAGUUAAUCCUUAUUGCCAAUAAGAACAAAUGGACAUUUUCCCCUCAGAAGUGAGGGAAGGUUUUUCAAAAGUACUGUAAUGUAAUGAUUUUAUGUAUUAGCCAUUAUUGUCCUAAAGUGUAUGAAUUCAUCAUGCUUAGCAGAAUUAGAAUUCUCAAUUUGUUUCUGAGCUGAUUAUUUUGAUAAAUGGUAAAUUGCAACUUUCUAAUCCUCUGUUCCAUGAUAAUGUUAUCUGUUGAAAAGAAUGUGUCUCCCUUCCCCAGUCCCUUGGUUUUAAAAUCUGAAGGGUCAUGUCUGUAUCUUACUAAUGAAUCAAACCCCUAGGUUGUAGAAUAAUCAGUGAAGGUAAUUUGACAGUGUAAUAUUGAUGCUCUGUUUUAUACAAUUUUCCAUCUGUCGGAUUAGCAAUAAAAUACUGUCAAUUUGCAUAUA